UUGCCUCGUUGUAAAAGCUCGACUGCAGCAUCCCCUCACGACUUUCGCUUUUCCCACAGUGCUUUGCGGCAGGGGUUGUGCUGUGUGCGCUGUCCGUGGUGCUGAAGCUGCGCGCACCUCGAGCAUCUCUGGCGAAAGCGCCUCCCUGACACUGUUGUUCUCGGUGUCCGCUGCUCUGUGUCUCUCGAUACAGUUUUGUUUUGUUUUAAAUCAACGCGCAGCGCGGUUCAGUUCAAACGCCUUUAAAUCACCUCCUUUUUCAUUUUUGCUUCUUAUUUUUGGACGUUUUCUGAGGCUGUGUCCAGUUAUCCUUUAUGCAUAGCACGCUGCUCAGGUCAUCCCCAAAACACGCUUAUGUGUCCGAGCAGCAUGGCCCGCUCCAACCGCUGUCACUGAGAGACAUGGAGGCCAAACAACACCAGAUCAAAAGCCUGAAGAGCUAUCCCGAGACCGGCGGACGGAGCCUGGCAGCAGCUGCCGGGGGAGGGGACGGCGGCGGGUACCGAGGCGGCUCAGCAGAAAUGGAUAUGGAGGCAAAGAUUCAAAAAGCCAUCGACUUUAAAUUAGAGGGUCAUCGUUGUUAUAAAGAAAAGAAAUUUCGGGAAGCGAUUGGGAAAUAUCACCGCGCACUGCUCCAGCUCAAAGGUGUGCAUGUGGUCGACAACACCACGGGCUCCGAGGUGAACCUGCUGAACCAAGCUGCGGCCAAGCUGACCGAGGAGCAGCGCAAUGCCGUGGAGAGCACAGAGAUCGAGUGUUACGACAGCCUCACGGCAUGCCUGUUGCAGUCGGAGCUGGUGAACUAUGAGAGAGUAAAGGAGUACUGUCUGAAGGUGCUGAGUCACCAGAGGGACCACUUCAAGGCCAUGUAUCGAGCUGGCAUCGCCUUCUACCACCUGGGAGACUACGAAUGUGCUCUGCGCUACCUGCGUGAGGCCAAGAACCGGGAACCAACAGACACCAACGUGCUCCGGUACAUCCAGCUGACAGAGAUGAAGAUGAGCAAAUACGGACAGCGGGAGAGUGUCAAAGAGAACCCAGCUAACCCUUGAUUUUUUAACCCUGAUGACUUCCCUUGACUUUGACCCUCCCUUCUCUCCUUGCACAUACCUUCUGAUCACAGUCACAAUCCGACGCCACCACUGGACGCACAGGAAACCGAUCAAAUUCCUCCAUUUCCCUCGUUUCCUCCCUCAGGUGCAGUGGUUCGGUCUUCUUCCCUUUUGAGACAAGAAUUCUGUAUUAUAAUAGUAGUAAGCAGUUGGAUAAGGAGCUUUGAUAUAGAAAAAUAGGUGUGAUUCCAAUUACAUGCCUUAGCUCAACGUUUUUUCUGCCUUCGGAUGGAAAGGGAAAUUUUGGAUCGGAUUAAGACGUCCAAUUAGAGUGGGGGAUUUUCAAACCACAAAACCAUCAACACAUUUGAUUGUCCAUGGAUCCUACUUGUAGUACAGAAUGGAUAACUGGCACAGGAAAUCAUUGCAUAUUUCAAUCGAGUCGAAAUGCCUGCAUUUCUUUGAUACUAUUGCGUCUCUGUUUCUAUUGAAUGACUUGUGUCUCAGUUAAUGGACAUUUUUUUUAUUCAAGGGCUAAAUCUAUUGUUUAUAAUUAUAGUGUUUUAAUUUGCGUUUAAUGUACAGGUCUUGGUUGUAAGUGAACUGGGGUGAAACUGUCUUCUAAUAAUUGUCCCAAGUCCGCUCUUAGGGUUGUGAACUGUCCUAGCAACUGUGGUAGAAAUGUGUAUGAUGCGAUUCUCAAAGAAGCAAUGAGAGAAACAUAGUAUAGUAUUUGGACUUUGAAAAUGUUUGAAAAAUGUUUUAGUAGUACAUGAAUGUAGCAUUGCUACAUAACCCUGGAAGCUACAUAGAGAGUGACCUAUCUACAUGUACUUGCAUACGGAUAGGAGGAAGACAAGAGGCAGAGGAUGAGAAAUGACCUGCAAUUUCAAAUGCUGACUUCACAGUCCAAAUACUACAUAGUGUGGUAGUUCCGCAAACCUGUGAGUCUGACACAAAGCCUUGGAGUACUUUAAUCAGUCUACCAAGUAAGAUUUCUUAUCCCUAUUUUUAAUUGGUAGAUUCAUUAUUGACAAAUAUUAACAGUUUCAUUUGAUAAUAAUACAACUAUCUACCACUUCUGCUGUUGAUACUGUGGCUUUCAGUGCCAUGCAUCCUAAAUACUGACAAUUGCUUCUCCUGUACAAUUUUACUCAUCAAUAGCAUCUAUAGGAUACCUUUACAGGCAUAGAUUUACCCGCCUUGUGAAAACAAGGUUGCAAUGUCAAAUUGUAGCGCAUGAGCUGAGCGACCAUAUUGUACUGAAGUUUCCUGCAAGCCCACCUUCUGCAUGUACAAGCGCGGCUGUGGAAAGUUUCAUUGUAUGAGCCAUAGAACUGUGUAUUGCUUUCUGUCAUGGCAUGCUGCCACUCAACAGUUUUCUCAUUAAUCCUCCCGUACUUUCUCCACUCAUAGAGACACAGCAGGUGGUAUCUAGUGUAACAAACAAUCAAGGACAUAUCUACAAAAAGUUAGUGAUGAAAUUAAGUCUCCAUGUGCCUUUGCCAAGGCUUGAGAUAAGAACUAGUCCAAUCCAUAGAAAUCAAUGAGUCUUCUGAAAGAUUUCUCCGUUUAAGUGGACUGGUAGGAGGUACAGAGAGACUUAUGUGUGUCAAUGAGACUCUGGAGAGAUGGUGUCAUAUGCUGAGGAGACCGGCAUGAUUCAGAGAGGUUCUGUGGAGAGAGAAGGAGGCCAUAGUCAGCUCUGGCAGACAUGUAAAGUCACGGAACUGCACAAAUGUAACAGACAAAAAUGGAUGGUUUUCAAACCACAAAGGACAGUGGUUAUUGGCACACACCUUGUAGCACAUUAUUAUCAAUAUCGCUAUUGCCAGUAAAUAUGGCGUAGGCGCACAUAUUGAACCAAAAUCAGGAUGAAGCCUGCUGCCCUGUUCCUGUGUCUGCCCCAGAGGAGGAUGUUCAAGUCACUUUGGGACAGCAGCACUUGUCUCUAUGGUUGCUCACUCAUCAACAGGCCUCUCAGGGAUUGGUCUCCUCCCAUCAUGUCCCUCUCUCCAUGGCACCAGGCAGCCAUCUUGUUUAUGUCUUGCUGUGCUAAGUCAGUCCAGUGUGCAAUGAAGGUCCAGAGGGAGGACAGAUCGGUUCUCCCUGUAAACACAAAACUGACUCAGAGGCUGUAAUAGUGAGCUGACAACACACUACACACUACAGGACCUGUUCAUCUGUGUAGCUCUGAGAGAAGCACAAGAAAAUGAGAUGGAGUCACACUACUGUUGUGAUACUUUUGGCUCUUUAUGUUGAUGUCAUUUGAGGUAAAUGUUUGUCAAAUGUCAAAAGUAGUUUUUGUGACUAUAUAAUACAAAUAUACAAAAUAAAUAAAUAAAUAAAUAAAAAUGGAAAGGUUUAUGGUUGUAUUGUUUAUGGUUGUAAAGCUUUACUUUACAGAACUUAGUUCAUCAACUGAAUAGAAAAUCAGUGGAUACAAAAGAGAAUUCAAAGGCUCAACACUGCAGAGCUGUUGUAACUGUGUCUGUAUGUGUUGAUAUUUUUGUUGGUAUCUCUUUGAUAAAAUGGGAUAUCAAGCCAGCUCAAAGUUUGUGCAACGCCCUUUGACACAACUGACGGACUCAUCAGUAACGGCCAACAGGGGCAAAACAUUCUGAAGAACUUUUCUGAAGAAUUUUGCAAAAAAAAAAAAAAAGAUGUGAGGAGGGACCUGAACUUGAACAAUCCAGAGUGUGAAUGGAUUAUUGAACUGAAUAUUUCUUGCUGAGGCCUUCUUCCAGUCACAACAUCAGAGGCCUCCCUCACUGGUCCUUAUGAACCGCUAGCCUGAGAAUGCACUGU
This is a messenger RNA of Periophthalmus magnuspinnatus, 3860 nucleotides long. It is a transcript of the gene ttc9b, whose product is annotated as tetratricopeptide repeat domain 9B. Lineage: Eukaryota; Metazoa; Chordata; Actinopteri; Gobiiformes; Gobiidae. The transcript has 3 exons. The record is from RefSeq and is a predicted model, not a curated record. The coding region runs from base 315 to 1052 and encodes 245 amino acids. Gene Ontology annotation, molecular function: protein binding.